This is a messenger RNA of Emiliania huxleyi CCMP1516, 813 nucleotides long. RefSeq lists its product as hypothetical. The transcript is spliced from 5 exons. NCBI's taxonomy places the organism in Eukaryota, Haptophyta, Isochrysidales, Noelaerhabdaceae. The record is from RefSeq and is a predicted model, not a curated record. The coding region runs from base 1 to 813 and encodes 270 amino acids.
AUGCGUCUCCGCGACUACGUCCUGCUCGCCGAGCUCGACCUCGACGACACCAACACUGACGCCACCCAGGACAGAAGGCCGGGCGACGACGGCUUCCCUCAGGUCUGGUUCGCGGAAAUGCCGUCUGUCAGCGCCGAGGGCGUCGAGACAGGGGCAAAGGUGAUCCGAUACCGGCAGGGCGUCGUCAUCGAGUUCGUGGCGAUGGGCCCGCACUCCCAGAUGCCCAACACACCUCUCCGCUCGCUCUACCAUUUCGACUGGAACCACGCCCUCACGACGGUGAUCGCCACCGUCGUCUUCUUCCAGCUUCUCUCGCUCCUCAUGGACGCUGUCGCCUUCUACUUGCUCCCCAACGGCAUCUCGACCACGUUUGCGCAGCUCGGCCUCCGUGCGGCAAUCGCAGUCGACUGGUACUACAAGUUGGACAAGUCGCAGAACGGCAUGAUCACCGUCGCAGACAUCGUCUCGGAGAAGGCGCUCAUGCUGGCGCGCACGAUCCUGCGCAAGAGCAAGAAGAGCGACCGACUGCUCGACUUCAAGGAGUUCAUGGACAUCCUCGAGGGCGGCGACUCGCUCAACUUCCAGCACUUCCUCGACGUUGUUCACACCACGGGCAAGAUCGAUAAGCUCGACCAGGAGGACGUGGCAGAGGCGCAAGCGGCGUUUCGCAGGUCGGCCGAGGAAGGGUCGGCAGAGGCGCCUCGCAGGUCGGCUAGCGGCGUUUCGCAGGCGGCAGACGCAGCGUUGGUGCAAGCGAGGCCGGCGACGGGGUCGGCAGAGGAGGCGAGGGCCCGCCCGCCGCCCAGCCGCUAG